Parathielavia appendiculata is the source of this 2350-nucleotide messenger RNA. RefSeq names its product N-myristoyl transferase. The transcript has 3 exons. Gene Ontology annotation, cellular component: cytoplasm. NCBI's taxonomy places the organism in Eukaryota, Fungi, Ascomycota, Sordariomycetes, Sordariales, Chaetomiaceae. The record is from RefSeq and is a predicted model, not a curated record. Bases 466 to 2190 code for a protein of 574 amino acids. Gene Ontology annotation, molecular function: glycylpeptide N-tetradecanoyltransferase activity. Gene Ontology annotation, biological process: N-terminal peptidyl-glycine N-myristoylation.
UGGGUUUUAGCAGAUCGACUUGGAGACUGCGUUCUCCAAGUGUUCAGCGUCCUAUCUUCAGCAGCUAAAGCGGGAUCUGCUGAAGGCUGUAUAGUGUUAGUGGAGCUCCCCUACUAUAAUUAUCCCAAUCUUCGUCGUUCCUCGUCAAGAUCCAAUCUCCCUGUCGCCAUUGCGUACUUGAUCGUUGCCUGGACUGCUUUCAAGUCUGGUGACCACAUACUUGAAAACGUCCACGGGUGUAGUCGACUCUUUCUCUUGUCUCACAUACUCACACUACAUUGUUUAUCGAUAAGCUCACUCCACCCCGCCGAAGUUGGAUGGCUGAUUGCCAAGCUCAAACUGCCCCACUCCGGCUCUUGAGGUCAGAAACGACCGUCCCAGAGCACGUCUGUUCUUCGCCCUAGAGAGUGAAGCACGACUCGCCCUUAUCGGUUCCUUUCCCAAAAGUUAAUUGCGCCUCCAACGAUGGCGGAAGAAUCGAAGGUGGUCGAUCCGACCAAAGAACGCGAAGCUCAGGAGGCUGCUGAGACGCUACUCAGCCUGACAAGCAAACAGGCCGCCGCCGAGUCCGAGGACGAGUCCGGCUCGGAAGCCGGAGACGGCGCGGCGCAAACACAAACCGGCGGCGAGGGCGAUGCGUCCGGGAAAAAGAAGAAGAAGAAGGGCAAGAAGAAGAAGGUCAAGCAGGCGCUGGCCGAUGCUAUGGGACGCGGCGGAAUGACGGCAGCACAGGCUGAAGCAGACCCCAGAAAGGCGAUCGAAGGUUUGACGCCUGAGCAAAUCCGCGAGUUUAUUGCCCUGAACCCGGCCCUUGCCAAUGAGCUUGCCGCCGGCGAGGGCUCGUCGGACAAGACUGCCAGUGCCAUCGAGGCGUUCAAGAAGCUCAAGCUCCAGGACAUCAUGACCGGCUUGGCGACGAGCGGGAAGAAUCGCAAGGACAUGGCGUCGUACAAGUUCUGGAGCACCCAGCCAGUCCCUCAAUUUGGCGAGGAGGAGCCCAAACUCUUCGAGGAGGGCCCGCUGAAAGUCCAGGACGUCAAGGACAUACCCACAGAACCAAUACCGCUUGCACUGGAGCCAUUCCGCUGGGUCACCAUGGAUCUCACCAACGAUACGGAGUUGGAAGAGGUUGAGAAGCUACUUUAUGGUCACUAUGUGGAGGAUGACGAGGCCAUGUUCAGGUUCAAGUACUCUAAUUCGCUGCUGAGAUGGUCUCUCCUAUCUCCAGGCUGGAGGAAGGAAUGGCAUGUCGGCAUCCGCAGCGGCAACACCCUCUGCGCUUUCAUCUCGGCCAUCCCAACCGAGAUGCGUGUGCGGAACAAGGUGAUUCACAGCGCCGAGGUCAACUUCCUCUGCAUCCACAAGAAGCUGAGAGGCAAGCGGCUUGCCCCUAUUCUGAUUAAGGAGAUCACGCGGCGGGUCAACCUCGAGGGGGUCUGGCAAGCCAUUUACACGGGCGGCAUCGUGCUGCCGCGGCCAGUGAGCACCUGCCGGUAUUACCACCGUGCGCUCAACUGGAUGAAGCUGUACGAGGUUGGGUUCAGCCCGUGCCCACCGAACAGCAAGCCGUCAUACCAGGCACGCAAGUACAACGUGCCCGAAAAUACGUCGACCCGCGGGCUCCGAGAGAUGGAGGCCCGAGACCUGGAUGCCGUACAAGAUCUCCUAGAGCGCUACUUGAAGCGGUUCGACCUCACACCGAUGUGGGAUAGAGCCGAGGUUGAGCAUUGGCUGCUUCACAAGUGGGAUGCGCCUGGCGAGCAGGUCAUCUGGUCUUAUAUUGUUGAGGACGCAAACGGCAAGGUCACCGACUUCUUCUCCUUCUACUGUCUCGAGUCCUCUGUCAUCCAGUCGCAAAAGUAUUCGUCUAUCCGCGCCGCGUACCUCUUUUACUACGCAAGCGAAGUUGCGCUGACAGCACCCGACGACCGCUCGGCGCUCAAGACGCGCUUGAAUGCGCUGGUGGCUGACGCCCUUAUCCUCGCCAAGCGACACAACUUUGACGUGUUCAACGCGCUGUCCCUGAUGGACAACUCGCUGUUCCUGGAGCAGCAAAAGUUUGGCCCGGGCGACGGCCAGCUGCACUACUAUCUCUUCAACUACAAGGCGAAUCCGAUCCAUGGCGGUGUCAACAAGCGGAACCAGCUGGAGGAGGGCGUUUCGAGCGGGGUUGGCUUUGUCAUGCUCUGAGGCAGGUGCCCCAGGUGGAUCGGUUGAAGAAUGUUGCAGAUACCCUCUCAUGAGUGUGCUAGCGCGUCAUCCAUGGCUAAAUAAACCUUCUAUGUACAGCCUUUUCCCAGCUCACCUUACUCCAAUGAUACAGUUCCCAAAGGACACAACCAGAACACCC